Messenger RNA from Heterobasidion irregulare TC 32-1, 2232 nucleotides. RefSeq names its product UDP-galactose transporter. The coding region runs from base 179 to 1351 and encodes 390 amino acids. NCBI's taxonomy places the organism in Eukaryota, Fungi, Basidiomycota, Agaricomycetes, Russulales, Bondarzewiaceae. The record is from RefSeq and is a predicted model, not a curated record. Gene Ontology annotation, molecular function: UDP-glucose transmembrane transporter activity; UDP-galactose transmembrane transporter activity. Gene Ontology annotation, biological process: UDP-galactose transmembrane transport. The transcript is spliced from 12 exons. Gene Ontology annotation, cellular component: Golgi membrane; endoplasmic reticulum membrane.
GGAACACAGCUCGCGACUAGACAACACGGAAGGCCACCCCCACUCCACCCGCCCUCCAGAAUGCCUUUCCAAGGCGAGCCGGCAGAGCUGAUGUGGUGACACGUCAGCACCUCCAAGGCAGCGCUGCGCCAUCGCAUCCACGUCGCAGCUGCAGCCACGUACUCUCCUUGUCUCCACCAUGUCCUUCCUUCGCCUCGGCCUCUGCGUCCUCGGCGUGUACUCCAUGUUCCUGCUAUGGGCAAUCGCGCAAGAGCGUCUGUCUGUUCCCUUCCAGUCCGUGGACGGCACCUCCGCCGACAAAUUUGAGUCUCCACUGUUCAUGGGGACAUGUCAAAGCGCUCUCAGCGCUCUCUCCGCCCUCCUUUACCUCUUCGUCCGUCGCAAGCCUCACCAAACACUGACGGACCUCCUGGGCCUCUCACCUCCACUCCCCGCCGCCCAGACCAACGGCCACUCCCUCAACGGACACGCUAAGCACAAGCCCGACACGCGCUGGUCCGCGCGGGCUCUCCUGCUCCGCUACCUCCAAUGCGCGCUCUUCAUCACCUCCGCCGCACCCUUCGGUUUCGCCGCGCUCUCGCACAUAUCCUAUCCCGCGAUGGUCCUCGGCAAAUCCUGCAAGCUCGUCCCCGUCAUGCUCAUGAACGUCCUGCUCUAUCGCCGCGCCUUUGCCCCGCACAAAUACCUCGUCGUCACGCUCGUUACGGCUGGCAUCACGCUCUUCAUGGCCUUCGGCUCCUCCUCCUCCAGCAAGAAGCACGCCUCGAGCGCGACCGGCGCUGACGGACAUCCCGCCCUGCGGCACAACGCGCUCGGCAUCGCCUACCUGCUCGUGAACCUCGCGCUCGACGGCGCGACGAACAGCACGCAGGACGAGAUCUUCGCGCGGCACCGCGUGUCCGGACAGCAGAUGAUGCUCUGGAUCAACGUCUUCUGCACGCUGCUCACCGCCGCGCUGUCCGUGCUCCCGCUCCCGCACAUCCCCGUGCUGCAUCCCUCCGCCGCGGGUACAGCCGAGCUCAGCGGCGCGCUCGCGUUUGUGCGCGCGCACCCGUCCGUCGUGUCGCCGCUCGCUCAGUUCGCGCUCACGGGCGCGCUCGGGCAGCUAUUCAUCUUCGAGACGCUGCAGCACUUUGGAUCGCUCACGCUCGUGACGGUCACACUCACCCGCAAGCUGUUCACGAUGCUUCUCUCCGUCGUCGUCUACAACCACAAGCUCACGCUCGGCCAGUGGGCGGGCGCCGGCAUCGUCUUUGCCGGGAUCUCCGUGGAGGCGUGGGUGAAGCGUAAAGACGUGCACGCCAAACGCGUCGUCCAAGAGAAAGAAAAGGCGAAACUGAAGUCCCUCUGAUCGUCCUUUACCCACUGACCCUCCCAAUAAUCUUAUUAUCCUCGGGUGUGCAGCAUAUACAGACAUUACGAUACAAUUAGAUCAUAUCAGAGUACAAGGUGGCGGAGAAGCGUGGUGUGAGUGCGAGCGAGCCAACAGCUGGAUGGAACGAAGGGUAUACCCAAAACCGAGAGAAUGUGAGAGGAAUCAUGAAUGGUCCAUCGCGUUCGGAUCAGGCGCGAUCACGGCACUUUCCAUCAGGAUGAUUCGCUUGUCUUCUCGCUCGUCCUCGUCCUCUUCCAGCUCUCGCUUUCGUCGUGGGGCAUCGCGCUGGGCAUUCGAGUACAUCGAGACAGCAAGCCCGGCCCUGUAUAUGCUCUCGUACUCCUUCAUCUGGGUGAGGAAGCCGGCGUUGGGGGAGAUGCAGUACCGGCGGUUCUGGACCAUGUGCAGCGCGUCCUCCCAGGACAUCUGGCACUGCUGCAUCACGUACAUGAUCACGAACGCGGGCGAGAGGCUGAUGCCGCCGUUGCAGUGGACGAGGACGCGACCGCCCUGUGCGAGCGCGGCAUUGAUGAAUUCGCGGGCUUUCGGAAAGAGGCGGAUGAGGUUCUGCUCCUCGCUGUCCUGCACGUCGAGGACGAGGUAGGAGAAGGCCUCUGGGAAGCGGGGGCGCACGGAGAAGGCCUCUUUUGCGUCCCGAAUGCAGACUAUGUGUGUUAUGCGGAGGUUGCGGAGGCUCUCGAGGGACUUUGAGACGACGAAGGGGCCGAGGAGGAGGCCAGGGAGGAUCUCCUGGCAUUGGUGGCGCAUGUCGUACUUCCACUCGACGUCUGCAGGGCCUGAGAUGAGGUCCUGGAGGUCCUUUCCGGUGGGUAUGAUGGACGCCAUGGCUUAUGCGU